AAAAAAAAACGGUGGUGGUGUCAUCAACGUCGACCGAAACCUGAUUCCCGAGAGACACUUCCACCACCAUGUUUCGGCCUAUCUAACCUUAUUUUACAACUAGAUCCACCCCCCGGCCAACUCGACACUCCCCGUUUCUCUUUCUCUCUCCACCUCCCCUGCCACCGUUUCCUCCGCCUCCGCCUCCGCCGCUGCCGCUGCCGCUGCAAUCACGAAGCUUCCGUUUCCACAACCCUCUCUUUCCUCCAUUCUUAUGGCCUCCUGAUCUGGCAAUACAUCUAAGUUAGUUUCUACAAUAAAAUACCGCUUUUAAUUGUUCGAAAUUCUCGAUUUUUGAUGAUUUCGUCGGAAUUUCAAUUCCAGUAGAAAUCUUUAUGACACAAAAAUUGGAUAAAUUUCAAUUUUAUACUUAUUGAAAAGUGAAUGUAAGUUGCAAUUCAACAAAAAUGAAGUCGGGCAGUGCAGCAAAAUUGAUUGUGGAUGCCCUGCUCCAACGUUUUCUUCCGCUUGCGCGGCGUCGAAUUGAAACUGCUCAAGCUCAGGAUGGACAGUACCUUAGUCCAUCUGAUCCAGCCUAUGACCAAGUACUGGAUUCCCUUGCUAUGGUUGCUCGACAUACACCAGUACCUCUUUUGGAAGCUCUUCUUAGGUGGAGAGAGAGUGAAUCCCCAAAGGGUGCGAAUGAUGCCUCUACAUUUCAAAGAAAGCUUGCAGUGGAAUGCAUAUUUUGCUCAGCAUGCAUUCGUUUUGUGGAGUGCUGUCUUCCAGAAGGACUUACAGAGAAACUUUGGUCUGGGCUUGAGAACUUUGUGUUUGACUGGCUAAUCAAUGCUGACAGGGUUGUUAGCCAGGUUGAAUAUCCAUCCCUUGUCGAUUUGAGGGGGCUGCUGUUGGAUCAUGUUGCUCAACUUUUAGGCGCGUUAUCUCGUAUAAGGUUUAGUUCUGUAACUGAGCGUUUUUUUAUGGAGUUGAAUACUCGCCGAAUUGACACUAGUGUUGCCCGGAGUGAAACGUUGAAUAUCAUCAGCGGCAUGCGUUACUUGAAACUUGGGGUUAAGACAGAGGGUGGACUGAAUGCAUCAGCCUCUUUUGUAGCAAAAGCAAACCCUCUGAACCGAGCUCCACAUAAACGGAAAAGUGAACUCCACCAUGCACUAUGUAACAUGCUCACAAAUAUAUUGGCCCCACUAGCAGAUGGUGGAAGGAAUCAGUGGCCCCCCUUAGGUGUGGAGCCUGCACUGAAUCUUUGGUAUGAAGCAGUUGGACGAAUAAGAGGGCAGCUGAUCCAUUGGAUGGACAAACAAAGCAAACAUCUAGCUGUAGGUUACCCUCUUGUGACUCUUUUUCUUUGUCUUGGAGAGCCUCAAACUUUUGAAACUAAUUUUGGUCCACACAUGGAGCAGCUGUACAAGCUUCUACGCGACAAGAAUCAUCGCUUCAUGGCCUUGGACUGCCUCCAUCGGGCUGUGAGAUUUUAUUUAAGUGUUUACGCUCCUGGUCAACCACCAAAUCGUGUUUGGGAUUAUCUGGAUAGUGUCACCUCGCAACUGCUAACAAUACUAAGGAAAGGAAUGCUUACGCAAGAUGUCCAACAUGACAAGCUUGUUGACUUUUGUGUAACUAUAGCAGAGAACAACCUAGAUUUUGCAAUGAACCACAUGAUUUUGGAGUUGCUAAGGCAAGAUAGUUCAAGUGAAGCCAAAGUUAUUGGUCUCCGUGCUUUGCACAGAAUAGUUGUGUCUCCUUCAAGUGAAUAUGUUGGAUUGGAAAUUUUUCAAGGUCACGACAUUGGCCACUACAUCCCAAAGGUGAAGGCUGCGAUUGAAUUUAUCAUAAGAUCUUGCCAUCGAACCUACAGUCAGGCACUUCUUACUUCUUCGAGGACAGCCAUUGAUUCUGUUACCAAGGAAAAAUCCCAAGGCUAUCUUUUCCGAUCAGUUUUAAAAUGUAUACCUGACCUAAUAGAAGAGGUUGGUCGAAAUGAUAAGAUCACUGAAAUAAUUCCUCAGCAUGGCAUAAGUAUUGAUCCUGGUGUACGUGAAGAAGCUGUGCAAGUGCUUAACCGAAUUGUGAAAUCCCUGCCUCACCGCCGAUUUGCUGUCAUGAGAGGGAUGGCAAACUUUAUUUUACGUCUUCCUGAUGAGUUUCCACUUCUUAUUCAAACAUCAUUGGGAAGGUUAUUGGAACUAAUGCGCUUUUGGAGAUUACGUCUACAUGAGGAAAGGCUGGAAUUUGAUGCACACGAUACAAAGCAUGCCCAGGAAAUUGGUGCAUUUAGGAGGCCUUCUGUUCAUCGUUCAGGGGAAGCUAUUGAUUUUCGGGCUUCUGAGAUUGAUGCUGUUGGUCUUAUCUUUCUUUGUUCUGUUGAUAGUCAGAUCAGGCAUACUGCACUUGAGUUGUUACGCUGUGUCCGGGCCUUGUGGAAUGACAUAAGUGAUCUUGCAGUUCAUGAAAAAGCAGAUCACAGUCUGGGGAAUGAAGCAGAACCCAUAUUCAUAAUUGAUGUCCUUGAGGAAAAUGGGGAUGACAUCGUCCAGAGCUGUUACUGGGAUUGUGGGCGCCCAUUUGACAUGAGACGUGAAUGUGAUGCAGUCCCGCUUGAUGUCACCAUUCAAUCUAUUCUUUUUGAGAGCCCUGACAAGAAUAGAUGGGCUAGAUGUCUCAGUGAACUUGUGAAAUACGCUUCUGAGCUUUGCCCCAGAUCUGUUCAAGAAGCAAAGUCUGAGGUCAUUCGACGUCUUGCAUAUAUUACACCUAUUGAGUUAGGUGGCAGGGCUAACCAAUCACAAGAUGCUGAUAACAAGUUGGAUCAAUGGCUCAUGUAUGCAAUGUUUGCUUGUUCAUGUCCUCCUGACGCUAGGGAGGCUGCAAGCUUUGGAGCAACAAAAGAGCUUUUCAGACUUAUUUUUCCGUCGCUAAAAUCCGGAUCUGAAGCUCAAGUAAAUGCAGCUACGAUGGCUCUUGGUCAUUCUCAUCUGGAAGUAUGCGAAACUAUGUUUGGGGAGCUUGCAUCUUUCAUUGAUGAGGUUUCCCUCGAAACAGAAGGAAAGCCAAAAUGGAAGAGUCAAAAGUCACGCCGUGAAGAGCUACGUAUUUACAUAGCAAAUAUUUAUCGAACUGUGGCAGAGAAAAUUUGGCCUGGUAUGCUCAGUCGGAAACCAGUUUUCCGUCUUCACUACUUAAAGUUCAUUGAAGAGACGCAUCGACAUAUUUUGACUGCAUCACUGGAGAGUUUUCAAGAUAUUCAACCCCUUCGCUUUGCUCUUUCCACUGUCUUAAGAUAUCUUGCUCCAGAAUUUGUUGAAUCAAAAUCUGAAAAAUUUGAUCUUAGAACAAGGAAACGAUUGUUUGAACUUCUUCUUUCUUGGAGUGAUGACGUGGGUUGUGCAUGGAAUCAAGAUGGAAUCAGUGAUUACCGCCGAGAACUGGAAAGGUAUAAAGCUUCUCAGCACGGGCGCUCGAAGGACUCUGUGGACAAACUUUCGUUUGAUAAGGAACUAAAUGAACAAGUUGAGGCUAUACAAUGGGCAUCCAUGAAUGCUGUGGCCUCACUCUUGUAUGGACCUUGCUUUGAUGACAAUGCCAGGAAAAUGAGUGGCAGAGUAAUAUCCUGGAUUAACAGUUUAUUUAUUGAGCCUGCACCUAGGGCUCCUUUUGGUUAUUCACCUGCCGAUCCAAGGACUCCAUCUUAUUCUAAGUACACUGGUGAUGGUGGGAGAGGUACAGGCCGUGAUCGACACAAAGGUGGCCAUCUUCGUGUUUCCUUGGCGAAAUUGGCAUUGAAGAAUCUGCUUCUGACAAAUCUGGAUCUCUUUCCUGCCUGCAUUGAUCAGUGCUAUUACUCAGAUGCUGCCAUAGCAGAUGGUUACUUCAGUGUUCUGGCUGAAGUCUACAUGCGCCAAGAGAUACCCAAAUGUGAAAUUCAGAGAUUGCUGAGCUUAAUCUUAUACAAAGUUGUUGAUCCAUCUAGACAAAUUCGAGAUGAUGCCCUGCAGAUGCUUGAGACUCUUUCUGUCCGUACGUGGGCGGAAGAUGGAAUGGAGGGCUCAGGAAGCUAUAGAGCUGCUGUUGUUGGCAAUCUCCCUGAUUCGUACCAACAAUUCCAAUAUAAGCUUUCCUGCAAACUUGCCAAGGAUCAUCCUGAGUUGAGCCAGCUUCUUUGUGAGGAAAUUAUGCAGAGGCAGCUUGAUGCUGUUGACAUAAUUGCUCAGCAUCAAGUCUUAACUUGCAUGGCACCCUGGAUUGAAAAUCUUAAUUUUUGGAAGCUGAAAGAUGGCUGGACAGAGCGCUUGUUAAAGAGUUUGUAUUAUGUCACUUGGCGGCACGGUGAUCAGUUUCCUGAUGAGAUCGAAAAGCUUUGGAGUACAAUUGCUAGCAAGUCUAGGAACAUUAGUCCAGUUCUUGACUUUUUAAUCACCAAAGGUAUUGAAGACUGUGAUUCCAAUGCUUCUGCUGAAAUAAGUGGUGCUUUUGCUACAUAUUUCUCAGUUGCAAAAAGGGUGAGCUUAUACCUAGCAAGGAUUUGUCCCCAGCGAACAAUAGAUCAUCUUGUGUAUCAGUUGGCGCAGCGGAUGCUUGAGGAUAGUGUUGAACCUCUUAGGCCUAGUACUAGUAAGGCUGAUGUCAAUGGGAAUGUUAUUUUGGAGUUUUCUCAAGGCCCUGCAGCUCCACAGGUUAUAUCUAUGGUUGACAGCCAGCCACACAUGUCGCCUUUGCUUGUUCGAGGCUCUCUUGAUGUCCCACUGAGGAACACCAGUGGAAGCCUGAGCUGGCGCACUGCUGGUGUUGGUGGUCGCAGUGCCUCAGGCCCAUUGAGUCCUAUGCCUCCAGAGAUGAAUGUCGUUCCUGUGACUCCUGCUGGCCGUUCAGGUCAGCUUCUUCCAUCUUUGGUAAACAUGUCAGGGCCUUUGAUGGGGGUACGAAGUUCUACUGGGAGUAUACGCAGUCGUCAUGUUUCCAGGGACAGUGGAGAUUACUUCAUUGACACUCCAAACUCUGGCGACGAUGGGUUGCAUUCAAGUGUUGGAAUGCAUGGUGUCAAUGCAAAAGAGCUUCAGUCAGCUUUGCAGGGUCACCAACAACAUUCACUUACUCAAGCAGACAUUGCUUUGAUUCUACUUGCUGAAAUCGCCUAUGAGAAUGAUGAAGAUUUUAGGGAGCACUUGCCUUUGCUGUUCCACGUUACCUUUGUUUCAAUGGACAGUUCGGAAGAUAUUGUUCUUGAGCACUGUCAACACCUUCUAGUUAAUUUGUUAUAUUCAUUGGCUGGAAGGCACUUGGAGCUUUAUGAGGUUGAAAACAGUGACGGGGAGAACAAGCAGCAAGUUGUCAGCUUAAUCAAGUAUGUGCAGUCUAAGCGUGGAAGCAUGAUGUGGGAAAAUGAGGACCCCUCUGUACUAAGGCCUGAUGUCCCAAGUUCAGCACUUUUAUCUGCUCUGGUUCAAAGCAUGGUUGAUGCUAUAUUUUUCCAAGGAGACCUUCGGGAGACUUGGGGAACAGAAGCGUUAAAAUGGGCUAUGGAGUGUACUUCAAGGCACCUUGCAUGUCGGUCCCAUCAGAUAUAUCGGGCAUUAAGGCCAAAGGUAACUAGUGACGCCUGUGUUUCACUUCUCCGAUGCUUGCACAGGUGUUUAAUUAAUCCUCAACCUGAAGUUUUGGGCUUUAUUAUGGAGAUCCUGUUGACACUGCAAGUGAUGGUAGAAAACAUGGAACCUGAAAAAGUCAUACUUUUCCCCCAGCUUUUCUGGGGCUGUGUUGCAAUGAUGCACACAGAUUUUGUUCAUGUUUACUGCCAGGUGCUUGAGCUUUUCUUGCGUGUUAUAGAUCGCUUGUCCUUUCGGGAAAGAACAACAGAAAAUGUGCUUUUAUCAAGCAUGCCACGUGAUGAGCUGGAUACUAGUGUAUCUGAGGUGGGGGAGUUCCAACACUUGGAAUCAAGGACAGGUGUUGAUCUUGGUGGCAAGGUUCCUGAUUUUGAAGGUGUGCAGCCUCUUGUUCUGAAAGGGCUCAUGUCAACUGUUAGCCAUGGUGUUUCUAUUGAGGUCCUUUCACGCAUCACAUUCCCAUCAUGUGAUUCUAUAUUUGGGGAUCCAGGAACGAGGCUUCUCAUGCAUAUUACCGGCUUGUUACCCUGGUUGUGUUUACAGCUCAGCAAGGAUCCUAUUGGUCUUGCCUCGCCUCUCCAUCAACAGUAUCAGAAAGCUUGCUCUGUUGCUGCUAAUAUUGCUCACUGGUGUAGAGUAAAAUCCCUUGAGGGGUUGGCCACAGUAUUUUUGGCAUACUCGCAAGGUGAGUUCAAGACUAUUAAUAAUUUACUGGCUUGCAUAGCUCCUUUAUUAUGCAACGAGUGGUUUCCAAAACACUCAGCAUUAGCUUUUGGACAUUUGCUAAGAUUAUUAGAGAGAGGGCCUGUUGAGUAUCAAAGGGUGAUUUUGCUUUUGUUGAAAGAACUACUUCAGCAUACUCCAGUUGAUGCUGCACAAAAUCCGCAUAUGUAUGCAAUUGUGUCCCAGUUGGUGGAGAGCUCUUUGGGGUGUGACGCACUCAGCGUACUGGAAGCCUUAUUGCAAAGUUGCAGUUCUUUGAGUGGUUCCCAAUCCCAUAUGCAUGAGCCUGGUGGUUAUGAGAAUGGCCAUAUUGGGGUUGAAGAAAGGUUGCUUGCACCUCAGACUUCAUUUAAGGCUCGUAGUGGACCACUACCAUAUCUUCUCGGGUCAGGAUUUGGAACGGCUUUAAUGUCCCAUGGAUUAGUGGUUGAAUCUGGAAUGCCUCCUAAGGAAGUUGCCUUACAGAAUACGCGGUUGAUUAUGGGACGGGUUCUGGAUAACUGUGCACUAGGAAGGAAGAAGGAUCACAAAAGGCUGGUGCCUUUUGUUUCACAUACAGGAAAUCAUUAAGCAUUUUAAUCACUGUAUAUAACACCAUUUUUGCUGCAUCUCGUCUAUGUAGUGUAUGCCGCUCGCACGGCAUGUAAAAUUAAUUUUAUUUUAUUAGCAUUGCUCUUGAAGAUCUAAGGAUAGUUAGCACAUAAUUUCUGUAAAUAGCAGCAGAUCACUAAUCAGUAUGUAUCUUAGAUUGAUAUGUAUAGAUUUUUGCUUACUUUUCAAAUUUAAUUUUGUAAUGCAGUGUCCCAAGUAUAAUGGCACAGUUUUCCCAGAUUCGUAUUGUAGCACAUAAAUUUACGAGAGUAAUGCUCUGUUUGUUUCAAUGAAAAAUAUUUUCAAAGGAAAA
Molecule: messenger RNA, 7230 nt
Organism: Spinacia oleracea (spinach)
Lineage: Eukaryota; Viridiplantae; Streptophyta; Magnoliopsida; Caryophyllales; Amaranthaceae
Product: cell morphogenesis protein PAG1
Exons: 17
Coding region: 447-6896 (2149 amino acids)
Biological process (GO): cell morphogenesis
Cellular component (GO): site of polarized growth; cell cortex
Source: RefSeq, a predicted model, not a curated record